UAGGUCCGGGACAGAGAGCGUUCGCGUUCCGAAAGCGCUUGUCCCUCGCGGCGCCCCGUCGCCCCGCCGCCGCCGCGACUCGCGGAGCCGGAGGAGGCGGAGCAGGCGCUGUCCCGGCUCUUGAGCAGGGUAGCUGCUGAGGAGGUGGUGCGGCGGGCCCGGGAGGCCGAGGUUCGGGCGGGGCGGUGGGAGAGGCUCGCAGGCGGCGCCGGCAGCGUGGGGAGAGUGGCGCCGCGGGCUGGGCGCUCCGGGCGAGAGGAGUCCGCUCCAUGCGUGCGGGCCGAGGCCGGCCCCUGCGAGCCGCAGACAUGAAGAAAGACGUGCGGAUCCUCCUGGUGGGAGAACCUAGAGUUGGGAAGACAUCACUGAUUAUGUCUCUGGUCAGUGAAGAAUUCCCAGAAGAGGUUCCUCCCCGGGCAGAAGAAAUCACCAUUCCAGCUGACGUCACCCCUGAGAGAGUUCCAACGCACAUUGUAGAUUACUCAGAAGCAGAACAGAGUGAUGAACAACUUCAUCAAGAAAUAUCACAGGCUAACGUUAUCUGCAUAGUUUAUGCUGUUAACAACAAGCAUUCUAUUGAUAAGGUAACAAGUCGAUGGAUUCCUCUCAUAAAUGAAAGAACAGACAAAGACAGCAGGCUGCCUUUGAUAUUGGUUGGGAACAAAUCUGAUCUGGUGGAAUACAGUAGUAUGGAGACCAUCCUUCCUAUUAUGAACCAGUACACAGAAAUAGAAACCUGUGUGGAGUGUUCAGCAAAAAAUCUGAAGAACAUAUCGGAGCUCUUCUAUUAUGCACAGAAAGCUGUUCUUCAUCCUACAGGGCCCCUGUACUGCCCAGAGGAGAAAGAGAUGAAACCAGCCUGUAUAAAAGCCCUUACUCGUAUAUUUAAAAUAUCUGAUCAAGAUAAUGAUGGUACUCUCAAUGAUGCUGAACUCAACUUCUUUCAGAGAAUUUGUUUCAACACUCCGUUAGCUCCUCAAGCUCUAGAAGAUGUCAAAAAUGUAGUCAGAAAACAUAUAAGUGAUGGUGUGGCUGAUAGUGGAUUGACACUGAAAGGUUUUCUUUUUUUACACACACUUUUUAUUCAGAGAGGGAGACAUGAAACUACUUGGACUGUGCUUCGACGAUUUGGUUAUGAUGACGAUCUGGAUUUGACACCUGAAUAUUUAUUUCCCUUGCUAAAAAUACCUCCUGAUUGCACUACUGAAUUAAAUCAUCACGCAUAUUUGUUUCUCCAAAGUACUUUUGACAAGCAUGAUUUGGAUAGAGACUGUGCUUUGUCACCUGAUGAGCUUAAAGAUUUGUUUAAAGUUUUCCCUUACAUACCUUGGGGGCCAGAUGUGAAUAACACAGUUUGUACGAAUGAAAAAGGCUGGAUAACCUACCAGGGAUUCCUUUCCCAGUGGACGCUCACGACCUAUUUAGAUGUGCAGCGAUGCCUGGAGUAUUUGGGUUAUCUAGGCUAUUCAAUAUUGACUGAGCAAGAGUCUCAAGCUUCAGCCAUCACAGUAACAAGAGAUAAAAAGAUAGACCUUCAGAAAAAACAGACUCAAAGAAAUGUGUUCCGAUGUAAUGUAAUUGGGAUGAAAAACUGUGGGAAAAGUGGAGUUCUUCAGGCUCUUCUUGGAAGAAACUUAAUGAGGCAGAAGAAAAUUCGUGAUGACCAUAAAUCAUACUAUGCAAUUAACACUGUUUAUGUAUACGGACAAGAGAAAUACUUGUUGUUGCAUGAUAUCUCAGAAUCGGAAUUUCUAACUGAGGCUGAGAUCCUUUGUGAUGUUGUGUGCCUGGUAUAUGAUGUCAGUAACCCUAAAUCCUUUGAAUACUGUGCCAGGAUUUUUAAGCAACACUUUAUGGACAGCAGAAUACCUUGCUUAAUCGUAGCUGCAAAGUCAGACCUGCAUGAAGUCAGACAAGAAUAUAGCAUUUCACCUACUGAUUUCUGCAGGAAACACAAAAUGCCUCCACCACAAGCCUUCACUUGCAAUACUGCUGAUGCACCCAGUAAAGACAUCUUUGUUAAAUUGACAACAAUGGCCAUGUACCCAGAGGAUCAUUACAGAGACAGACUCUCCCGAGACAUGGGCAACACUGAUAGAAUAGAGAAUUUGAGAAAAAUCUGGGUCUUUCUAAAAACUGCUUUAUCUGUACAUCACCUCUGUCAGAGGAAGGCACCAAAGAGAAGGUAUACUGCUGAGCCAGUCCUGAUUGAAAGGAGAACUUUUCUGACCUGAGGGAAGGCAACUGAAUAAUGACUAGCAGAGGAGACACAGAGGUAAGUGCUCAAACUCUGUAUAGGGCAUAAACCUUUCCUAAACAGACCCUCACAAUGCAACUGGUGUUAACUUUGAUGCCCCUUUUGUCUCAAUUGUACUAGUAAACAUCAGUGUAAAAGUGUCUUUAAAAUACAUGUGCAAAUCUUAGAAAUGAAUAUGUGACCUAAUUUUCAUUAGCACAUUCAUUUGGCAUCAUCCUCGAAUUUUUAAUAGUCCAUGUGAUUUUAGGAAGCUGAUUCGGGACUAGAUGCUUUUUGAGAAAUACCCCAUGUCAAGAUUCUAAAUUUAUUUAAUGUUUGUAGUAUGAGAAUGCUCCAUGCAGGUAGCCUGAACCAAAAACCUUGAUCCCCAGAUUCACAGUCCCAAUAACCCAUUUGUUAAAACCUCUAAUCUUACAAGUACUUCUUGUCUUUUAAACUCUAUUUAUCAAAAGGCUCCAUCAGUAACAGUGAAUGUCUGUUAACCUGUUUGGCUCUCAGCUCUUUGGAAGUCUCUGACCUGUGAGUAUCACAGUUACUGUGUCUCAGAUCUCUCUAGUGCAUCCCCAAUUCAAAAACUAUGUCCCCUUGCCUCCCGUGGCAUGCUUACACUUGUCAUACCAUUUGUCUCAGUUAUUUUUGGUUCAGAAAGCACAGACACCUUACUAAAAGGUGAGAUUUUGACAUCAUUAGGAAACUUCCUAACUUCGUAGUGCCAUUCUGCUUCCUAGCUGUAUUUUCCAGUGAUAAUGUUUUACUCUGUCGUUUUCUCUUCUCCUUUAGCAUAGAGAGCUGCAGAAAGACAGUAAAAUUGAGAGAUUGUCAUUCCUUCUGGGUUUGAAAGCUGCAUGUCAGAUACACACAAACAAGGAGGCCUUGCCAGUAUUAUCCUCAUCUGUUGAAAAAUUCAAGUUCUGUACGAACACUUUUCCUCUUUCAGUAUUUUCCUAUUCAUACUUUACCCAUGUCUUUUAUGAUCUAAAUAACCCUUGGAAGUGUUUGUUAUUAAAAUGACAUGGGUAUAUAGGCUGUGGUGUAACUUAGGGGUCGCAAACUUUUUCUGUAAAAGGUCAGAUAGUAAAUAUUCGAGAUUUUUGCAGCUGCUCAACUAUGUCAUAGCAAGAAAGUAGCCACAGACAUUACAUAAACAAAUGAGCAUGACUGCAUCCCAAUAAAACUUUAUUUAUAGGCACCGAAAUUUGAAUUUUGCAUAAUUUUCACUUGUCAAAAAAUAUUCUUACUUUGAUUAUUGUAACCACUUAAAAAUGUAGAAACUAUUCUUGGCUCAUGGACUGUAGAAAAACAGGCUGUGGGCCAGAUUUGGCCAACUCCUUGGUGUAAUUGAUGAAAGUACUAGUAGUAAAUGCAUAGCAGGUUAAAAAAAUUUACCUGAUUGUUUCGGAAUUUGAAAAGGUACAGUACUAGGAAGAACUUAAAACGACUGUAGUCAUGUUUUAUUUAUAGGGAAACCAAGAUUGGACCUGCAGAAAGUGUUUGAUUUCUUUCACUCUUACUGAUGGUCCUGUUGUUCACCAUAACAUGGUGCUCUGGCUGAGCUGGCGCCCACCUCGCAGCAUGGCACUCAGAAGGUAAAGGGAGCAUCAAUUCCACUUCCUCUGAGCACUCAUCUGGAGCUGUUCUUUUGAUACUUGAUCCAUGUUUGCUUUCCCUUUGUCCAUUUGCGUAAUUGACAUAGGUGGAAGGUAAAGGAAUCCCACAAGAAUGUUUCGUUUGAACUCUAGUUAUCUGGGGACUGUCCCCUUGUGUGCCUGACAGUGUGAUAAUGCUUCUUAUUUCUUUAGAUUUGAAAGUCAAAAUAUCAGAGCUUAAAUAGACCACAAAGACCAUCUGUCCAACUCUGUACAUUUAUAGCAUAAACUGAGCACAAAGCCAUACAAUUAGUGUGUGCCUGGGCUAGGACUAGAUGUCCUGAUUCCCAGUUCGGCACUCCUUCCACUGUAGGAGCCAGCCUUAACAACUUGCCUUGAUUUUAUACCUUUAGUAAAUAUGCUGUAUGUUCAGUUUAAAAACGCAGGCAAGAAAAAGAGGAGAGAGAGAGAAAGAAAAAAAUAAACCAAUAAAGAGUUUGACAUUUCUAUUACUAAGAAAGGUUAAAGUUGGCAAAGCAAAUUUUCUGGAUGCUUUUCAGUUCCUCCGAGGCAUUUUGCCUUCCCUUCUUGUAGCUGUCACCAGGCAAUUGAUGAUGUCUAUUUAGAGGAGUGCAGGCUUGGCGGUUAGGUUUAUUUCAGGUACAGAUAAUUGAGGGAAGGUAAGGAUGUGUAACUACUCUUUUAAAAGCAUUCUUUGUGGGUUUUGUUUAAUUGUUCUAAAAUUGUUAAUUUUGAAAAAAUUACUGUUUUGCUUUUUAUAAAUGGAAGAGUAUCUUGGAACAGGGGCUUUAAUGGAGGGGAACCUCCUUAGGCUAAAGUUUUGUCAUUAACUGUUUUUAUCUCUACUUUUCCAGUCUGCCUCUGGGAUUUCUAUAAUUCCAGCCUCUGUUAUCCCAGCUUGUUCUGUAUAUGGUCUAGAAGAGCAUCAGGACCUCAGUGUGUCUUCAUAUAUUCUCUUACUCUUUCUACUGAUUCCCUCUAGGAUCUUUUACUUUCCCCCCAGAUUCUUAAAGUGCGGUCACAACACCUGGGAACUUGUAAGGAAUACAGUUAUCAGGUCCCACCCCAGACCUAGUGAAUCAGAAACUUGAAGGUUGGGGCCCAGCAAAAUCUGUGUUAACCACUCACGGCCCCAUCCCAUGAUUCUGCUAAAGUUUGAGAACCACUGCACUAGAUACUGAGGAGGUAGAAGUAGUUCAAUCCAAUGGCUUUGCCCUCAAAGAGGUUAUAGUCUGUUUGGAUAACUAAGUUAACAGUGGUUAAAUUUUUUUAAAGACAAUUUAAUUAUGUGUAAGUAUAAUUUUAAUUAAAAAAGGGAAUAAACUUAACAUCUUCCCUUUCCUCUUAUGAUAAAAUUCAAAUCCUAAGGUAGUUUACAAAGCCCUGAAGACCUGGCCCCAGACCUUCUUUGCAGCCAAAUGUACACUGUCCCACGUGACUACCCUCUAGGCAAAGAGAUCAUCUUUCGGCUCUAAGAAUGCACCUUGCUCUCUGUGGAGUGCUUUGCCAGAUGCUCCCUCCAUCUAAAACCCUGUCCUCCCAGCUUCUCAUCUUUUGGGUCCCAGAGGGUCAAGGCCAGGAUGCCAGUGUCCAGGAGCUGAGUCUUGGUGUUUAAGAUACAUGUGUCCACUUCAUCCUCCUGUUCGCGGCAUUGACACCCCUGCCCUCACCUGUGCUUUGUCCAGUUAGUCUCUUUUACCCUCUCUAAAGAUUCCGUUAAAGGGGUUUAAGCAGGGGAGUGAUGUACUAGGCAGGUCUUGACAAAUUGCCUGUUCCCCUGUCCCUGGGGAACUGAACCUGGGGUAGCUGACCAGUCUCCGUCCUGCCGUAUUGGCAGUGAACUGAGUCCCAAAUCUUUGCACCGCAGCCCUCCCAGCCCCCCACUAUUGUGUGCCUACCUAACCUUAAAGUACCCAGGGGGAUACAUGUCAACCUGCUUGUGUCUAACUUAAUUUUCUUGAUUUAUCCAACCCUUUCUUUUUUUUUUUUUUUUAAAUUUCUUAGUUGCUCUGCAACAUGUGGGAUCUUCCCGGACCAGGGCUCGAACCCGUGUCCCCUGCACUGGCAGGCGGAUUCCUAACAACUGUGCCACCAGGGAAGUCCUGCAACCCUUUCUUAAGAAGCAACUUUACUCAGUCACUGUAGCCCUUGUGGAAACACUGACUAGCAGCCCUGGAAACGAAAGGAUCUUUAGGUGGUAUUGGCAAUUCACUAGGUUGCUGGGGGAGGAGUAGAAAAGCAUGGACUUAAGAGCUAAAAUUUUGAAUCCCAACUUUGCCACAUUCAUUGUGCAAACGACUUGAUUUUCUGGUUCUGUUUCCUCUCUCUAAAAUGAAGAUUAGGAUCACUGUGCACAUUCACUAAGAUCCGUCCCUGGUGGUAUUUCAUCUUCCUCCUUCCCCAGGAGAAUAGAUCUUCAUCCCCACAGCAAGCACCACUGGGGGGCAAGGCUCUGCCCCUCCUAUGCUUGGGUGGCAGCCAGAUUUUUUUUUCUACAUGUAUCUGACAAAUGUCUUGAUUAAGUUCUCUUGAGUAUUGGGGCCAGUAAGAUGUCCCUCACCCCUGUUGUCUUGGCAGGCGGCACAAAUAGCUGACUUGCCUAUCUUGCUGGCUACUUUCUCUUUCUCAGUCUCUUGCUGACUCUUCAACCUGUCUUCAACCUUUAAAGUGUUAGCAUAUCCCAGGGUUCUGUCCUGAGUUUCCUUAUCCUCUCUGCCUAUACUGUCUCUAGGUGAUCUCAUCAAGUGCCCUGAUUUUAUUUUUCUAAAUUUUUAUUUUGGAAUAAUUUGAAACAUUUUAAAAGUUGUAAAAAUAAUAGGGUUUGUCUAUUCUGGGCAUUUCAUAUAAAUGGAGUCAUACAAUAUGUGGUCUUUUGUGACUGGCUUCUUUUUAGCAUAAUGUUUUCAGGGUUCAUCCACAUUGUAGCAUGUGUCAGUACUUCAUUCCUUUUUUUUUUAGAGAGGGGGCUGAAUAAUAUUUCAUUGUAUGGCUAUACAGGCAGACCACGAUGAUACUGUAUUGUGAGUUUGGUACCAGACCACCACAACAAAGUAAAUACUGCAAUAAAGUGAGUCACUUGAACUUUUUGGUUUCCCAGUGCAUAUAAAAGCUAUGUUUACGCUAUAGUCUAGUCCAUUAAGUGUGUAAUAGCAUUAUGUCUAAAAAAACAACGUGUGUACCUUAAUUUAAAAAUACUUUAUUACUGAAAAAUGCUAACCAUAAUCUGAGCCUUCAGUGAGUCGUAAUCUUUUUGCUGGUGGAGGGUCUUGCCUUGAUGUUGAUGGCUGCUGGCUGCUGGCUGAUCAGGGUGUUGGCUGCUGAAGGCGGAGGGGGUGGGGCUGUGACAAUUUCUUAAAACAAAACAAUGAUGUUUGCCACAUCAGUUGACUUUUCCUUUCACAAAUGAUUUCUCUGUAGCAGGCAAUGCUGUUUAAUAGCAUUUUACCCACCAUAGGACUUCUUUCAAAAUUGGCAUCAAUCUUCUCAAACCCUGCCAUUGCUUUAUCAACUAAGUUUAUGUAAUAUUCUAAAUCCUUUGUUGUCAUUUCAACAGUCUUCACAGCAUCUUCACCAGGAGUAGGUUCCAUCUAAAGAAACCACUUUCUUUGCUCAUCCAUGAGAAGCAGCUUCUCGCCCAUGAGAGUUUUUUCAUGGGAUUGCAGCAAUUCAUCACAUCUUCAGGCUCCACUUCUAAUUCUAGUUCUCUUGGUGUUCCUACCAUAUCUGCAGUUACCUCCUCCCCUGAAGUCUUGAACCUCUCAAGGUCAUCCAUAAGGGCUGGAAUAAACUUCUAAAUUUCUGUUAAUGUUGAUAUUUUGACCCUUUCCCAUUAAUCGUGAAUGUUCUUAGUGGCAUCUAGAAUCCUUUCCAGAAAGUUUUCAAUUUAUUUGCCCAGAUCCACGAGGGGAAUCACUAGCUAUGGCAGCUGUAGCCUUACAAGAUAGAUUUCUUAAAUAAUAAGACUUGAAAGUUAGAAUUACUCCUUGAUCCAUGGUCUGUAGAAUGGCUAUUGCAUUAGCAGACAUGAAAACAACAUUAAUCUCAUUGUAAGUCACCAGCUGCAUUAGCCCCUAAGGAGAGUUAGCCUGUCCUUUGAUGGUUUGAAGCCAGGCAUUGAUGACUCUCUAGCUAUUAAAGUCCUAGAUGGCAUCUUCUUCCAAAAUACUGUUUCGUCUACACUGAAAAUCUGUUGUUUAGUGCAGCCACCUCCGUUAAUGAUCUUAGCUAGGUCUUCUGAGUAACUUGUUGCAGCUUUUCCAUAGGCACUUGCUGCUUCACCAUGCACUUUGAUGUUAUGGAGACGGCUUCUUUCCUUAAACCUCAUGAACCAACCUCUGCUGGCUUCACGCUUUUCUUCUGCAGCUUCCUCACCUCUCUCAGCCUUCACAGAAUUGAAGAGAGUUAGGGCCUUGCUCUGAAUUAGGCUUCGGCUUAAGGGAAUGUGGUGGCUGGUUUGAUCUUCUAUCCAGACCGCUCAAACUUUCUCCAUGUCAGCAAUAGGCUGCUUUGCUUUCUUAUCAUUCAUAUGUUCACUGGAGUAGCAUUUUUAAUUUCCUACAAGAAUUUUUCCUUUGCGCUCACAACUUGGCGGUUUGGCAAAAGCCUGUUUCAGCUUUUGACAUGCCUUCCUCACUGAGUUUAAUCAUGUCUAGCUUUUGAUUUAAAGUGAGAGACGUGUGACUCUUCCUUUCACUUGAACACUUAGAGGCCAGCAUAGGGUUAUUAAUUGGCCUAAUUUCAAUAUUGUUGUGUCUCGGGAGUAGCGAGGCCUAAAGAGAGGGAGAAAUGGGAGCAGCUGGUUGGUGGAGCAGCCGGAACAUACAACAUUUAUCGAUUGUGUUUGCUUUCUUAUAUUGGUACAGUUCAUGGUGCCCCAAAACAAUUAAAAUAGUAACAUUGAAGAUCACUGAUCACAGAUCACUAUAACAAAUACGAUAAUAAUGAAGAAGUUUGAAAUACUGCAAGAAUUACCAAAAUGUGACACAGAGAUACGUAGUGAGCAAAUGCAAUUGGGAAAAAUGGCACGGAUAGACUUGCUCAACACAGGGUUGCCACAAACCUUCAGUUUGUUUAAAAAAAAAAAUGCAGUAUCCGUGAAAUGUCUGCACCAUAUUUUGUUUAUUAUCAGUUUAUGGACAUUUGGAUUGUUUCUACUUUCUUAAAAAAUAAAUAAAUUAUUUAUUUAUUUAUUUUUGGCUGCGUUGGGUCUUCAUUGCUGCACGU
Orcinus orca (killer whale) is the source of this 9087-nucleotide messenger RNA. It is a transcript of the gene RHOT1, whose product is annotated as ras homolog family member T1. The record is from RefSeq and is a predicted model, not a curated record. The transcript has 20 exons. NCBI's taxonomy places the organism in Eukaryota, Metazoa, Chordata, Mammalia, Artiodactyla, Delphinidae. Gene Ontology annotation, molecular function: calcium ion binding; GTPase activity; GTP binding. Bases 270 to 2234 code for a protein of 654 amino acids. Gene Ontology annotation, biological process: small GTPase-mediated signal transduction; mitochondrion organization. Gene Ontology annotation, cellular component: mitochondrial outer membrane.